Messenger RNA from Spinacia oleracea (spinach), 4329 nucleotides. RefSeq names its product ATP-dependent DNA helicase Q-like 4A. Gene Ontology annotation, biological process: double-strand break repair via homologous recombination; DNA replication. The coding region runs from base 390 to 4112 and encodes 1240 amino acids. Gene Ontology annotation, molecular function: four-way junction helicase activity; 3'-5' DNA helicase activity; nucleic acid binding. The transcript is spliced from 26 exons. Lineage: Eukaryota; Viridiplantae; Streptophyta; Magnoliopsida; Caryophyllales; Amaranthaceae. The record is from RefSeq and is a predicted model, not a curated record. Gene Ontology annotation, cellular component: chromosome; cytoplasm; nucleus.
CAAUUUUUAACGUUCUCAAAUUAUUUUGCACAUUCACAGCUUCCCGCCCAUUUCAUUCCCCCCAUUUCCACCUUCUCUCUCCUUCCAUCUUCUUCCCCUCUUCUGUUCUUCUCAAUUCUUCACUUUCCGCUACAUACUAAUCUCACAAAUUUCAACUGCAAACGAAUCCCUAUCUAUCUGCUCAAAAAUUCAUUUGCAAAUUCAAUUAUUAUCUCCAAAAUUGACGAACUGACCAAAUUCAGUCGUCGAACUAACGUUUUUUAUUCAAUAAGUACAGCAGUUGCAGCAGACAGCUCAUUUAUAUGAAUUCGCGACACUGCAAAAACAACCGUUUAUGGUAGAUUAUGGAUGGAUAUGUUAAUUCAUGACGAAAGUGAAGCUUAUAAAUUAUGAGUGGGAUGAGUGUUUUUGCUGGACAAGAAUGCAAUAAGAAGGCUCCUAAAGUUAAUUGGGAUGAACAUGUGAAAUCACAUAAUAACUUUGCUACGCAAAAUGAGUUCCUGAGCUCGAGUUUUCUUUUUUCGCUACCUACACAAAAGCCGCGUCCUGAAGGGAGGAUGAUGACUUGCCAAGUUCAGAGUAUUGGUAGAUCACAGGUGGAACAGGCCUGGAAGUCCCUCUCGAGCCUUCAGCUCGGUCGCAGGAACUAUGUCAGGCCAGGGAAAACUGUUCAGCCAGUGAAAAAUGUAAAUGCUGUUCAGUUUCCUGGAAAACAUGGGGUGCCAGAGAAGUCAUAUGGUAACAACAUGAAAAAUUCUGUAAAUCAGGAAUGGCAUCACAAAGUUACUGAAAGCAAAGAUAAAGCUGGUAAUCCCACAAGGUAUUAUUCUGCCUCAACUCCGAUGCAUCAGACAGUUGAAGCUGGAAUGGGUGAGGCAAAAUUGUUGCACAGUUCUCAUUUACCAAUUCGUGAAGGUUCACUUCAUCAUAAUGUCAAGUCAACAAGUGAUAGCAAAGGGCCAGAUGAGGCAGUUAUUGAUGUGAUAAAUGAUGAUGAUAUUCUUGGGAACAUUGACGUUGACCAAAUUGUCAUGGAGCACUACCAAUCAAGUUGUACUCCUCAGCCUGCUGGUUCUAAGUCUCUACAAGCAACUCCAAUGGCAGAUAAAUAUGUUAUUGCAAGACAUGACGAAACCUCAUUGCCUCCAGAAUUGUGCUGUAAUUGCAGUCACGGAUACAAGCUAGGAUUAUGUCCAGAAGGGACAAUUCAUCUGCAAGAGAUGAAAGACAUGUUAAUUGUCAUAUCAAAUGAAUUGCUUGACAAUUUGGAUUUAACUCCUGAGAGGAUGGAGAAGCUUCGACAGGACAGGUUGCAGCUAAAUAAGCAAAUUCAGUUGAUGGAGACUCAUGUUCGCAAUAUGACUAUUGAUGUGGAGAUGCAGAAUUCACAGUUUUCUGCAACAACAGAAAAUGUAAGGGGUUAUAAUCAUGAUACAUCUCAGGCUACCUUUAGGUCGAAUGCAUAUGAUACACCUCAGGCUACCUUUAGGUCGAAUGCAUAUGAUACACCUCAGGCAACCUUUCCGUCGAAUGGAUAUGAUGCACCUCAGGCAUCUGGCUUCAUGACAGAUCCAAUGAGAUUAGAUAACCGAUUUAACAAUUUUGAUGAGUCAAGUGGUUAUAAUCGGAGCGAUUUGUCAUCAGUUUCAUUCUCUUCUAUGGAGAGGUUUGAUUUUUCAUCAGCACCUGUGGACAGAGAGUCAUAUAAACCGAGGGUUGUUGAUGUAAAUUACAUAGAAGGUUCAAAUGACAGGAAAUGGAGUAGCUGGGACUUUCCAUGGACCAAGAAUUUGGAGACUAACAAUAAAAAGGUGUUUGGUAACCAUUCUUUUCGACCCAAUCAAAGGGAAAUAAUCAACGCAACCAUGAGUGGUCAUGAUGUUUUUGUUUUAAUGCCUACUGGAGGAGGAAAAAGUUUGACUUAUCAGCUUCCUGCUCUCGUUUGUCCAGGAGUAACUUUAGUUGUAUCACCACUGGUUUCUCUCAUCCAAGAUCAGAUUAUGCAUCUUUUGCAGGCAAAUAUACCAGCUGCUUACUUGAGUGCCAACAUGGAAUGGAGUGAACAGCAAGAGAUACUUAGAGAACUUUGUUCAGACAAUUGCAGAUAUAAGCUCUUGUAUGUCACGCCUGAAAAAAUUGCAAAAAGCGAUGUUUUCCUGCGAAAUCUAGAGAAGCUGUAUUCUCUUGAUUUACUUGCCAGGAUUGUUAUUGAUGAAGCCCAUUGUGUCAGUCAGUGGGGACAUGAUUUUAGGCCUGAUUAUCAGAGUCUUGGUAUCUUGAAACAGAAGUUCCCAGCCACGCCAGUGUUGGCGUUAACUGCUACUGCAACAGCGGUUGUUAAGGAAGAUGUUGUGCAAGCUCUUGGUCUUGCUAACUGCAUUGUUUUUCGGCAAAGUUUCAACCGUCCAAAUUUGUCGUAUUCAGUUAUGCCUAAAACAAAAAAGUGCUUGGAGGAAUUUGACAAGUUCAUUAGAGCAAACUACUUUGAUGAAUGUGGUAUUAUUUAUUGCCUAUCAAGAAUGGAUUGCGAAAAGGUUGCUGAACAGUUACAGGGUUAUGGACAUAAAGCAGCUUUUUACCAUGGCACUAUGGAUGCUGCUCAACGUGCCUUUGUUCAGAAACAAUGGAGCAAAGAUGAAAUCAAUAUAAUAUGUGCAACUGUGGCCUUUGGAAUGGGUAUCAAUAAACCAGAUGUUCGAUUCGUGAUUCAUCACUCCAUCCCAAAAUCUGUUGAAGGAUACCAUCAGGAAUGUGGUCGUGCUGGUAGAGAUGGCCUACGCUCAUCUUGUGUGUUGUUCUACAGUUACAGCGAUUAUAUUCGUGUCAAGCAUAUGCUCAGUCAAGGAGCCAUUGAGCAAAAUGCAUUCGCAUCUACACAUAAUCGUUUGAAUUCAUCAAAUCCUGGGAGGAUAAUGGAAACAAACAUGGAGAACCUUCAACGCAUGGUUAGCUAUUGUGAAAAUGAAGUUGACUGUCGACGCCUUCUACAGCUUGCUCACUUUGGAGAAAAUUUUGAUCCUGCACAUUGUAAAAAAACAUGUGACAAUUGCUCUAAGGUUAAAAGUUCUAUUGAGAAGGACGUGACACAAGUUGCAAUACAAUUGGUGGAGCUAGUGAAGUCAACGGGGCAGCAAUUCUCAUCAGCACACAUAUUAGAAGUCUUCCGGGGUUCUUUAAGCCAAUAUGUCAAGAAACACAAACAUAAUACUCAGAAACUUCAUGGAGCUGGGAAAGGUUUGGCGAAGGGUGAAGCAUCUCGAGUGCUUCGUCACCUUGUUGUUGAGAACAUUCUUGUUGAGGAGGUCAAAAAAAGUGAUAUCUAUGGAUCUGUAUCAUCAGUUUUGAAGGUCAAUGAAUGCAAAUGUAGAAAUCUCUUUUUUGGCGGUCAAAAGAUAAUUUUAAGAUUUCCAUCAAUCGCCCAAUCAACAUUGAAAUUUACCAAAGCUGAUGCAACGCCAGCAAAGUCGUCGCCCAUUUUUGGGAAAACAAGUCCUCUGCAAAGCCAUAAUUCUAAGCCAGAAUCAGAAGCUGACUUGGAUAUUUCUGCCAAAUUGUUUCCAGCUCUUAGGUUGCUAAGAACAGCCCUCAUGAAAGAAGGCGGUGACAGGGUCAUGGCACAUCACAUAUUCUCGAAUACGACAUUGCAAUUGAUCAGCAGAAAGGUACCUAGAACCAAAGAAGAAUUGCUAGAGGUUAAUGGCAUCGGAAAUGUGAAAUUGAAAAAGUAUGGUGAUCGUCUGCUAGAAACCAUAGAAGCUACCAUUAAACAACACAACAACAUAAAUAAGAACAGCAGUAGCAGCAAUGAUAGUGCAGAUUCAAUAAAAAGGAGAAGAGAAGCUGCCAAGGUUUCUUCAAAUGGAACAUCUAAUGGUGAUGAAGACAUGAUGGGAAGCACAGGGAGAUCGAAGAAGAGAGUUGUCGCAGCAGGGAAGACUUCUGAAAUCAAACCGAUGGAGGUUGACGUGUUUAGUGACUGCUUAGAUGCUGAUCUUGAUUAUGAUGAUCAAGUUUUUGAGAUGCAGGCUAAUAAUGGGUUAAUAAAUCCAAUGGGUGAAACAAAUGUUAAUGGAAGAAAGCUGCCUGUUUGGCCAGGACAAAGAAAGAUUUAACUCAGCUUGUGUAAGUUUCCUUCAAAUUAUGCCCUUAAAUGUGUUGUGUACAUAAUUUUUGAUUUAGCUUAGGUGAUGCCAAUAUAUACUAAUCUAGGCAGAAUGUGAUUAGGCAAAAUGUGUUGUGGAAAUUAGGUUCCGCUGUUGUAUGUAGCCAAAGAAGAUGAUAAAUGUAAGUUUUUGUAAUCCUUCAGCUUGGAAAUUUUGGUAAUCUUAA